Messenger RNA from Penicillium verrucosum, 1764 nucleotides. RefSeq names its product FAD-binding oxidoreductase. Gene Ontology annotation, cellular component: mitochondrion. The transcript is spliced from 7 exons. Gene Ontology annotation, molecular function: D-lactate dehydrogenase (NAD+) activity; FAD binding; D-lactate dehydrogenase (cytochrome) activity. The record is from RefSeq and is a predicted model, not a curated record. Lineage: Eukaryota; Fungi; Ascomycota; Eurotiomycetes; Eurotiales; Aspergillaceae. Bases 1 to 1764 code for a protein of 587 amino acids. Gene Ontology annotation, biological process: lactate catabolic process.
AUGACAUCCUCCCUGCCUCCCAAGACCUACUCCGAUCCGGAGUACGAGGCAGCCCAUCGACAAACGUUUGCCACCCCCAAGACCAAAAUCCCAAAUGUUCUACCACUUGGUGUCACAAGGGCCACAUUUGACGUCGCCAUCAAGGAACUCAUAUCUGCCGUCGGGGUCGCGUCGGUCUUUGUUGAGGAGGCUCUCGCUCAUUAUGUCGACCCCUAUGAUGUCUACGAGGAUGAUGAGUCCCGACGCAGGGUUCCAAGUGCGGCCGUAACACCGGGAUCCCUGGACAAACUGCGCCAGGUCCUCAAGAUCGCCAAUCAACACGGGAUCCCGCUGUGGACAUUCUCCAGGGGAAAGAACCUGGGUUACGGUGGGCCUGCUCCCGUCGUGCGCGGAUCUAUCGCCUUGGAUCUGCACCUUAUGAACCGCAUUCUCGAAGUUAACGACGACCUCCACUACGCGGUCGUGGAACCUGGUGUAACAUGGACAGAUCUUUACAAUUACUGCGUGGAGAACAGGAAGAAAGUCUGGCCAAGCGCACCCUCCCUGGGAUGGGGCAGUGUCAUCGGAAACACUGUAGAUCGUGGAACAGGUUUUGGGUCAAAUUCGAACCAUCAUCAAUGCGUUGCAGGAUGCGAGGUGAUGCUCGCCGAUGGCGAUCUUCUUCGAACUGGACAAUUUGGAAUAUCUAACUCGCCUUCGGCAUUCCUAUCAAAGUUUACGUACGGACCAUCAGUUGAAGGGCUUUUCUGGCAAAGCAAUCUGGGCAUCGUGACCAAAAUGAGCAUCUGGCUAACCCCGCAGCCCUCAGCCUUCAUGUCUUGUGUCUUCAACAUGCCAGAGUUCGACGACCUCGAAGUCAUGGUUGACACCCUUGGUCUCAUGCGUCGUAACGGAGUGAUUCCUAACGUUAUAUGGGUUGGUAAUGUCGUCGAAGCCCUCUGUAUCCGGGGCCGGCGGCGGGACUAUUGGAAGGGAGAAGGUCCUAUUCCCGAUUGGCGUGUUAAGGAACUUCAGAAGGAGUUGAACCUAGGCUGUUGGACUGCACGGUUCGGCCUCUACGGCCCUGAGCGCAUUGUCCAGGCGCACUUUGAUGAAAUAAGCGGAAUCCUCGAGGACAAGGCCCCAACUGGCGAGUUCAUUGGGAAAUUGUUCGCUGGACCUGACGGUGGUCUGCUUGACGCCGCGUCUGUUCCGUUUGAGGACGGAAAUGUACUUGUCGGAAUCCCAAGUCUUAUGAGCAUCCCCCUCAUGAGCUGGCCAUUACAGGAGGACGGUGCUGGAAAGGCUGCACAUGGGGAUUACGCACCCAUUAUCCCGUCGUCCGGGAAGAAGCUCCUAGAUUGGAUGCGGCGGGCGAAACCCAUCUUUGAAGCUUCGGGCCUCGAGUUGAUGACGGACUUCUUCAUGCAAGAGCGACAUGUCGUUGUGACAGGGAUGUACAGCUUUGACCAGCACAGCCCGAGAGAGAGAGAGGCAAUGCAUAGACUGUUCCAUGCCAUGCAUGAGGAGGCUAAGGACAAGGGAUACGGCAUGUACCGCGGACAUAUCCAGCACAUGGAUUUGAUUGCGGACCUCAACGACUUCAACAACCAUGCCUAUAGCAGGUUUGUCGAGACCCUGAAGGAUGCAACUGAUCCAAAUGGAAUCCUAUCACCCGGGAAGCAAGUCUACCAACAAGAUCGAAACACGACAAGAAGGGAUCCGGGAUGGGCCAAGAACCUGCAGGAUAUGGUAACUGGCGGGGCGACUGUGUGCUGGAACUAA